AUGAAGGAAACAGAUCAAGUUAUUCAUAGUGAGAUGUACAGAAAGGACAGUAGUUUUUCACAUUAUCUUUCUGCUGUGUAUGCUCAUAAUCAGCUUGCUAAGAGAAAGCAGUCGUGGGAGGACAUACAAGCAUUUGGAAACAUCACUGAUAUAAUUGGAGGCAAUGAGGUACACCAUAAUGAAUAUUGUGAUUUGGAGAAUAUGAUGGAUGCUACUGGUUUACAUGAACAUGAAACAGUGGGGAACUACUACACAUGGUCAAACAAACAUACUACUAGAAUUAUCUAUUCAAGGAUAGAUAGAGCUAUAUGCAACACAGAGUGGUUCCUACAUUUUUCCACCCGUGAAGUAAAGAUUUUAAAUCCUCACAUAUCUGACCAUUCACCCUUACCAGUGAAAAUGCAGGGUGUCUAUACUAAGGGACAAAGAGGGAGAUAUAGAUUCAGAUUCUUGAAUUGUAUCACUGAGAAAUCCCAGUACAAUACUAUAGUGAAGACCAGUUGGGGGCAAGAUGAGCAGAGUAGACCAAUGUACAAGUUGUGGAGGAAACUCAUGAGGCUCCAGCCAGACCUUAGGAAACUUACCAAAGAGGUAACAAGAGGGGUUCAGAAAAUCCAGGAUAGUAGAGAAAUGUUGGAUCAGGCUCAGAAAGCUCUCUCUGAUGAUAUGUUCAAUCAACAGCUCAUUGAUAAUGAGAAAUUCUGGUGUGAAGAGGUUAUCAAAAAUACUAAACUUGAAGAAAUUUUUUUGCUGCAGAAGUCAAAAAUUGAAUGGCUCAAGUUAGGUGAUGGUAACAACCAAUACUCCUUUGCAAACCUCAAGGAGAAAAACAGGCAAACCUCAUUACACAAAUUAGAAGACAAUAAUGGGAGGAUUCUAACUAAGUUUAAAGAUAUGGAAAAUAAGAUUAUUAACUUCUAUGGAGAGCUGAUUGGAACUGCAUCCCCAACACUCCUCCAUGUUGAUAUAGAGGCUCUUAGAAGAGGAAGACAACUUCCAAUGGAGAAACACAACUGCCUUAUCAAACCAGUCACUGAGACAAAAAUUUGGCAAGCACUUCAAAGUAUUGGAGACAAUAAAGCUCCUGGGGCAGAUGGAUUGUAUAAACUUAUCUCAAAAAUCUCGACUUCAAGACUGAGUAAAGUUAUCAGUGAUGUUGUUGAUGACAGUCAGUCAGCCUUUGUCCCUGGCAGAACAAUCCAAGAUAACAUUAUAGUGGCUCAUGAGUUGAUUAGAGGAUACAACAAGAAACACCUUUCUCCAAGAUGCACAAUUCAAAUGGACAUGCAUAAAGCAUAUGAUACCGUUGAAUGGAUAGCCCUUGAGAAUAUUAUGAAAGAACUGAACUUCCCUCAGCAAUUCAUUGAUUGGAUAAUGGUGUGCAUUGAAACUGUCUCCUAUAGAUACACCAUAAAUGGGCAACCUAGCAGAAUUAUCAAGGCAAAGAGAGGGCUUCAACAGGGUGAUCUCAUUUCACCAUUUCUUUUUGUAUUGAUUAUGGAAUAUCUUCACAGAUGUAUGGCAAAGCUUCAGGAUAAUUCAGAAUAUAAGUACCACCCCAAAUGUGCAAAAAUGAGAAUAACCAAUAUCUGUUUUGCUGACGAUCUCCUGUUAUUAUGA
This is a messenger RNA of Vicia villosa (hairy vetch), 1620 nucleotides long. RefSeq lists its product as uncharacterized. The coding region runs from base 1 to 1620 and encodes 539 amino acids. NCBI's taxonomy places the organism in Eukaryota, Viridiplantae, Streptophyta, Magnoliopsida, Fabales, Fabaceae. The transcript is spliced from 3 exons. The record is from RefSeq and is a predicted model, not a curated record.